Molecule: messenger RNA, 1455 nt
Organism: Bursaphelenchus xylophilus (pine wood nematode)
Lineage: Eukaryota; Metazoa; Nematoda; Chromadorea; Rhabditida; Aphelenchoididae
Source: the annotation of a GenBank genome assembly
AUGAGACCUCGAGGCAUUUUUGCAGCCAUCUUGUGCUCUUCCAUUAUAUUACUAGUGAAUUGCGAAGGCCAAUUGCCGCAGUUUGUUAAUGCCGAUGGCUCGUUAUCAUCUGGUGGUCAAAGCGCCGCUUCCAACGUUUUUAACGGCGCCACAAAUGCCAUUGAGAAUGCGGGACAACAACUGGGCCAGCUCCCGCAAAGCGUCGCCAACGGGGCGGAAAAUGCCUAUCAACAUGGGCAACAGUAUCUUCAGCAAGGUAGAAAAAAUGGAUUUAGAUGCUUAUAAGUCUACUGACUUGGUUAAAAGUCAUGACUUUUUCGGAAGAGCCAUUUUAUACGAUGAAUGGUGUCCGAAGAUUCUUGGACAUCUUUCGUCGUAUAAAAUGUGUAUAUCAUUUGAAUAGUCAGAAAAUGGCUCCACCCGUCGUAUUCUUUCUAUUCUUCGACUUGGAAGGUCACAGUUUUAAAAUCUCUUUUUUUACUCCGGUUAGACCAUUUUAUACGAUGAAAUAUGUCCGAAGAAAUCUUUUUACAUCUUUCGUCGUAUAAAAUGUCUUCCUUUUAGAAAACUAUAGACCAGAAAACUCAGUUGUUAGCCAAAUUCAAAACCUCCGCUUUUUCCUUUACUAUCUGUUUUAUACGAUGAAAGACGUCCAAAAAAACAUCGGACAUCUUUCAUCGUAUAAAAUGUUUCCGAAGACUAUAUUUCCUGAAAAAACCCCUGAUCAUUUCAGGAGUCGAUGGAAUGAAAAACGCGGCGAAUCAAUUUGGCAAUCGACUCGAACAGUUUGGCAAUGAACUCGCCGAAGGCCCACGAAACUUCCUCAACAAUGUUGGCCAAAUGGGCACACAAUUCCAGAACGGAAUCGAUCAGGCGUUGCGGAGUGGUGUUGACAAGUUGAAGGAGCUGCAGAAUGCAAUUGGGGAGAAGUUCCGUCCGCUGAUGGAUAAGGCCGUCGAGAUUUUUGGGAAGCCCGGAACCGAAAAAGAACAUUGGAAUGAGGUGGGUGGCUUGUUAGCCCCUAAAGGAUGAAUUUUUUAAUUUUUUUUUUAAAUUUUGCAUGCUUACUCUAAAUAGGUCAUUAAUCAAAUACUGAAAAUCUUAGGAGCCAAUUUUUACCAACAGCCGAGAUAUUUCAACGCAAAAUGAGGAGAGUCGGCCAGACAAAAAAAUGCUUUUUCGCUUAUAGCUAACCAAAUACCCUAUGGAAAAUCAUGAUUUUUUGAGAAGCAUGUUAGGCCUCUCUCUCUCUCUGGAAAUAUAAAUAAUUCAAGUUUCUACAUAAAAACUGACAAAAAAUAUUCAUUUUAGCUGGUUAGCAACGUCGAAUCCACCAACUUAAGCCAGCAGGAGAAGCAAGAGGUCUACCAGAAAAUCGCCAACGCUACAGCCCCUCAGGUCAAUUCCAACCAGAUUCCGCAGCAGCUUCAGGGCCGACGGAAGCGAAGGAUCUGA